Molecule: messenger RNA, 9768 nt
Organism: Caenorhabditis elegans
Lineage: Eukaryota; Metazoa; Nematoda; Chromadorea; Rhabditida; Rhabditidae
Gene: bug-1
Product: EGF-like domain-containing protein
Exons: 23
Coding region: 1-9681 (3226 amino acids)
Cellular component (GO): membrane
Molecular function (GO): calcium ion binding
Source: RefSeq, marked reviewed
AUGGUCUUCAAGUAUUCUAUCCUAUUGCUUCUCCUACUACAGUAUACCAGAGAAUCUCUCGGCCUAUUUCUUCGCGUGGAGACCGGUCAUCAAAAUAUUGCAAUCGAUGGAAGGGACGUCUACUAUGGUCACUACACAAAGAUCCAUUUUCACAAUGUGACGUGUAUCGAUGCACUUGACAUUCAUUGCUUAAAAGAGUUAACUGGUGCUGAGGAGAUAGACUUGCUAUACACAGAAUGCCAAAAAGGACAUUGGAAAGUCGCUCAUUACACAAAUGCAAAACAUCACUUCAGGUUAAAAGAGCCAAUCCACGCACUUCGCCUCCUCAUCUCCAGUCGUCGUGAGCUUUCAGUGAUUGAUGCACAAGUACAAUCAUGUUCCUAUCCACCUGCACCACCCUCGGAAUGUCAUCGGGCAGCUCGAAACCAUAACCACCGUCAUGGGAAAUCAGGUUCUAUUUUGAGAGCUGUAGACCCGUACUCACAACUGGAAGCGGAGAUGGAAGCUGAAAUUGAGGCUGGUGCUAGAGCGUUGGCAAGAGCUCUUACACCAUCAACACCUCCGGUUACAACAAGAAGUCGGAGAGUUCGGAGAGAUGUCGAAGAUAUUACAAAACAAGAUCAGGAUGUUCAAGUUAUGCAUGGUGAUCAAGAAAUCACUGAAGACAAAGUUGUUCCAGUUGGAAGUCAACUUGAUGUUGCUGCUGGAUCAAAAUGGAAAUUCCGUAAAGGAGUUGGUCUAGUGGUAUAUGGUUCGCUAAAUCUCAAAGGAAACACGAACCAGCCAAUCAUAUUUGAACCAUCUACAAAAAAUGCUCGAUGGAGGGGAAUUGAGUUCCGUAACUCAUCAGAAUCAUCUCUAACACACGUGAACAUCACUGGAGCCGACGUGGCAGUGAGCGUUAAAUCCGGAACUUCUCCAGAUAUGGAUCAUGUUGUCGUUGAUGGAAAUGUAUAUGGAGUACAAAUUAGCGAUAUGGAUUCAUCUUCAACGACACAUCUAAAAUCCGUGGUAUCUGUAAACAACGAGAAGACAGGAAUCGAGUACCUAGGAAAGGGAUCUAUAUCUAUUGAUCGAGCAGUAUCAGCAUCAAAUGGCGAAGUAGGAAUUUCUAUAUCGACCGAUCAAAAAGUCACAAUCCGUCGAAGUUCAUCUUAUUCGAACAAGGCUACUGGCAUCUACGUGGGAACAUCUGAAAUCACUAUUGAAAACGUUGUUGUCAAUGCAAAUGGAUUUUAUGGAAUACAUGCUGAAGUUGAAAAAAGAUUUGAAAUGGACGGUGUUAAUGUGUCAGCGCAUCGUGGCGAGUUUGCUCUGGAAUUGUUUAUGUCUGGAAAUGCGAAAAUUGGAAUCGCCAAUUCCCGUUUUCACGAUAACAAGAAAGGCGGUGUGCGUGUUUCUGGGAAAUUUCAAAGCCCGAAUGUAAUUCUCCGUGACUGCCGAUUUCUUCGAAACUCUGGAGAAAUAAUCAUAUUUAAUGAGUUUGGACAAUCAAGUUUGAGCGUCGAAAAAUGUGAAUUUCUCAACAAUAAUUACAUUGAUUUUGACGGUGGAGAUUCAGUGGUAUCCAUUAAAAAUGUCAACGAAAACGGAAAAAUUUCAAUUUCCAACAACAAGUUCACCAAAAAUACAAUGCACGAUAUAGUCAAAUUAUUGGAAUCUGUCCCAAGUUCUGAAAUUUUCAUAACUGAUAACGAAUUUAAUCAGAAUCUUGCGAAUUCAAUUAUAACCACGAAUUCUGUCAACAUUUCGAUAUCCGAGAAUUUAUUUCAAGAUAAACGUUCAACGUGCGAAAUUACAUACAAUUCUCCAGCAAUGCCGAAAAUAGAAGACCUGACACAAAAUAAGAUGCUUUCUGGAAAUACGAAUCCAAUUUGUACUGGUCUUGGAUAUCAAACAAUUCAAAUGGAUGCUCCAAUAUCUUCUACUCCACUUCCACUUGUUGGUGUUACAGAAAAUCCGUUUAAAAAUCAAAAAGGUCUUAUAAAAGCGUCAUCGGAACCUUACAUUAUCAAUGAGGAAGUUUUGAUAAAUGUUGGAGAAAUAGUGGUCAUCGAGCCAGGAGCAAUUUUUGACUUUGCUCCAGGAGUCGGAAUAACUGUUUCAGGACAGCUAGUGAUGAAUGGAACUGAGGAUGUUCCAAUUGUGACACGUGGACAGAAUGGCAACACGUGGCGUGGAAUCGUCGCAAAACCAGAAGGAGUUCUUGAUGUGAAGAAUGUUGUGUCGGAAGAUGCAUCGAUUGGAAUAUGGAUAGAUUCGCAAAAAGUGAAAAUUGAAAAUGGACAAAUUGUUCGACCAGCUGUACAUGGAAUUGAAAUCACUCAAAACUCGAAUGAUGUCGUUGAUUUGGGAAAUGUUAUUAUUGAAGAAGCAAAUGAAUCGGCAAUUGGAGUUGAUGAGAGAAGAGAUGAUUUGCUCAUUAAAAAUGUUAAGAUACAGAAUGGUGCUGGAAGUGGAAUUGAUUUUAUGACACCAACAGGAAACAUCGAGCUUCAAAACAUCGAAGUAAAAAAUAUGGGUGGUUAUGGAAUCCAUAUUUCCGAAUUUCCAUCUUCUCCACUUCACGCAGUUUUACUUGAUAAUGUUAGUGUCAUUGAGCAAAAGAGAGGUCAUGCUGGAAUAUUGAUAAGUGGUGGAUGGAUUCAAAAUGUCGGAAUGCACAAUUUGAAGUUUAAGGAUAACGCUGUCUCUAGCUUAAUUGUUGCAUUGGAGUGCAAUGACGGAAAUGAAAAGCUGAUAAAGAUGGAGAAUAGUACUUUUGAAAGAAAUACGGAUAUUGUACAGCAUAUUCAACUGGGCAGUUGUGCUAAUUUACAGAUGGAAAAGAAUCGAUAUGAUUCGAACAAUAUUGAUGGAAUUGGCUCAACUCUAGUCAUAACAUCUGAAAAUAACGAAAAGAAGAAAAAUGGAGUCAUGGAAAUAGUGAAGAACAAUUUCACAAAUAACGGAGGAAUUUAUACAGUUACAGUGGACACAAAUCUACAUGAUGCGUACUUCACAGAUAAUAAUCUCAAAGGAAAUGAGAAUUCUGGAGCAGUUUUGAAGAUUAGUGGAGAGAAUGUGAAGAUUGUAACUAACAAUUUUGAUAACAAGGACAGCAAGUAUCAAAUUGGAUACUCGGAUGAUUCACCGAUAGACGCUACAUUCAACGAAUGGAAUGGUCUUGACGAAGACGCCGUAUUGAAAACAAUUGACGCAAAAGAAGGUUCUGUUCUUGUUGUUCCAUAUGGAUCAUCUACAAUAACAACUGAUAAUCAAAUCGAUGCGCUGACUACUGUAGUUCCUGUUACAGUCCCAGAUUCUUUGAAUAUUAAAUGUGCACAUUUGGCAUAUUGCUCUCGUCGAGGAACUUGUAAAGAAGGAAUUUGCAUUUGUCCACAUGGAUAUACUGGGUUCGACUGUUCAAUUCCACUAUUCUGUAAUUGCAGUGGAAAUGGAUUAUGCAAUCUUUUGAAUAUUUGUCUCUGCAACGAUGGAUGGUCUGGAUCAGAUUGUUCAAUUCCAAGAUGUUUAACAAAUUGCACAGGACAUGGAAAAUGCAUACAGCCAAAUUCAUGUGAAUGUGAUGCUGGAUGGAUGGGAGAGACAUGUUCAGUCACAUCUUGUAUUGAUUCUCAAUGCACUCACGGUCAUUGUGGAACAAAUGGUCUCUGUAAAUGUGAAGAUGGAUGGCAAGGUUCUCGAUGUCAAAUACCCCUCUGCAACAGUUGCUCAUUAAAUGGAAUAUGUACGCGGCCAGGAUUCUGCAGCUGUUUUGAAGAUUACGGAGGAUCGGAUUGCUCAAAAUGUGUUGGGGAUUCUUGUGAGGCUUGUGAUUUUGAUUGCAAUCAUGGAAUAUGCGAACCCCUGACAAAAACAUGCUCGUGUGCAAAAGGUUGGAUGGGUGGAGCGUGCGAUGUUUGUUCAAUUGGAAAAUGUGAAAACUCGAGUCAAAUUUAUUACAUUCAACCACCGACGGCUGAACUAGAAGACGUCAACACAGUAGUAAAUGUUUUUGGAGAAGGAUUCCCAAUAACCAACAACAAUUCCUACAUAUGCACGUUCGGAAGAACAAGUGUCACAGGUCACCGGGUUUCCUCAGCCUUGAUCAGAUGUCCAAUUCCAUCGAAUCUGACACUGGGGCGGCAUGUCUUCGGUGUUUCUCAACCUGGGCUAUUGAGUGCUAUCGGUAAUUCAGAACCAAAACCGAUCCAUUUCACUUUGUACGACGGUUGUGAGCCAUCCCUUUGUCAAGGAUCAUGUGUUGGACCACUCUGUAUUUGUCCACAAGGAAAGACUGGAAUAUUCUGUGACGUCAUCGAAGUACUUCCAACAAUUGACAAACGAUUCCUGGAACAUCAAAAAGCAAACACGGCAUAUGAAGGUGUUCCGUAUGUUCUAAUGCUUCCAACAAUGGCAUCAUCAGUUCUCCGCGUGAAUUCAAGUAUUCCAAAUCUUAACUUUAUUGCAUCAAAAGGAAUUGUUGCAUGGCCCGAGCCAAUUGGUUCACCUGACCCGUAUGAAGUUUCAGUAACUGCCUUUUCACCUGCUGGAGAGACUACAAUUUCAUGGAAUAUUACUGUUCAGCCGGAAUAUGCGGUUGAAGUUCAAAAUGUUACAGUUGAUGGAGGAAAAGCAAAACUAAAAGGAAAACUUAUUGGACCGGCAGCUGCAUCUUCACGGAAAAAUCCAGUUGUGAUCAGGGUUAGAAGAGAUGACAUAGUUGAUGAAAUAUUGGCAGAAUCAGAUACAUUUGGAGAUGUAAACUUUGAAUAUAUUCCAAUGCUUCCUGGUAUUUAUGAAGUUACAAUGGCUCAUCCCAAUGUCCCCACUGAUUCAAUUCAACCGAUUCGGUUUACAAUCCCAGAUUUGAAUCUUCCAAUUAUUGGUGAAUCUUCAAACUCCUCGUUGACUCUUGAUAUUUCACAACGAGAAGAUUGCGAAGUUAAAGUGAUUCAACCAAAAGUCGACAAUGUUAAAGUUGAGCAGCAUGGAUCACAAAGAAUUGUCAAUUUUGGAAGAUUUUGGGAUGGCGAGGUGCUUGCAACUGUAAUGUGUGGAGAUGUUCCAAUGGAAAUUGUACGGGCUCCUCCAAUUCAGAGUAGUGGAUCACUUUUGACAACUCCACAAGUCUUGAGUCUGUACGGAAAUGAAAAUCUUUACGAGGUAAAAGUUCAUUGGGAUCCUGAAAUGACAUUUAAUCCAUCUGUAACAGCUUCUGACAGUAGCUUCGAUGAAACACCUGUCACUAUUCCAGAAGAACAAUAUCUUCGAAUGACAUUCUCGACAGUUGGUGAAUCAAUUGGUAAUGGAACAAUUCAAGUGAAAGAUGGAGAAAAUCUUAUGGCUACAAUUCCAUAUUUCUACGCAGAUGCCAAUAAAUCUCAAUACUACACUUUCAAAAUUUGUGUUCGGGACGAGUGGGAUGGACAGGAAGGACGAUUGGCUUCUACUGAAGUUGCCACAAUUGCCAUUCAAAAUACUCAAAAAGGAGUUGAUGUUACAAAAACGAAUAUUCGAUUAAAUGUUCAAUGGGCCGAUUUUUCAUUGCAACCGGGAACUUAUAACCUUCUGGUUCGAAGUGAACUUCAUGAACCUGUUGAAGAAGUAAUUGAAUUGAGCCCCCUGAACACAAGUUUCUGUGUUCCGAUGAUAUCUUCUCGAUCAAGAAAUCUUCCAACUAUUCAUUGCUCUCAUUUCACGGAUCCAGCUUCAUGUGACGUGGCUGUCACUUCAGUGGCAUCUCCUGACAAUCAAUUGCCUAGUUUUCAUUUUGAGCCAUCAGUUGUUACAAAGAAAGGACAAAAGAUUUUAGUAACGCCACGUGGAAAUCUAGAUGGAACAAUUGGCCUGUGGAAUAGUGAAAUUGCCGGAAUAACUGUAACACCUUCUAAAAGAUCAGUGUCUCUGAAUGAAAGCUUCUGGAUUACAUUUUCAUGGAAGGAUCACAAUUUGAUAAAAUGUAAUGUGAAGACUAUUCCAGUUCAUUUUGUUUUUCUACCGAAUGAGAGUCAAUCCGAGGUUCCUGUUCACAGCUCCUCUAACAUUCUUAUAAGACAAAAAGAUGAUGGAAACGAGAUUUGUGAUUCCAAAAAUCAACCGAUCGUACCUGCAACCUCCACCCUUGUCAUGUGUAAUUGUGGAGAUGGAGCAAGAACAAGGUGUAGAGAGAAAUAUCAUUCUGCAACUGCAUGUGGUGGAUCAUGGAACAAAAUAGCUGAUGAUACCGUUUCUUUGGAGGUGGUUGCUUCAUUCUUAGCAAUGGUGUUUGAAUGUCGCGAGGUUUCAGUUGAUUUUGCGGAACUUCGAAGAUCUUUGGAAUGUGUUGCUUCGAUUGAAAGUGAUUGUCCGAUCAAUUCGAGACGUCGAAAACGAGAAGAUGUACAGAUGCAAAAUGAUGCGCCUUUUGGAAUUAUAAAUUCAAUUAACACAGAUUUUGGAAAAGUGCUUCCUGUUCUCAAUGCAUUGGAUGUUCAAACUAUACGAAUAUCUUCAGUUUUUAUCGAGUUCGUGGAUCAGAUUCAAAAAAUAUUUCCAGAAGAAAUAAUGAGUUUAUUGGAUAAGGAUGCAGUUGAUAGAUUCCUUGGCGCGAUCGCAGAUCAAUCAGAUGAAGGGCUUAUGAUAUCAGAAGCAGAGAGAAGAAUAAUUGGAUCAAGUGCAUCAAGCCUCAUUCAAUUAUGGAAUUUAACCGUAAAAAGUUGGAAGUCUGGAAAAGUACCCACUGAGAGGACAGGAAUAUCCCAUCAAGAUGCUAAACAAUUAGUGGCAGCUGCUGAUAAAAUCAAGUCAAUAUCUCGACAGAAUGUGGCUCAGGAUCCUUUUGCGAUGCUUCAUGGGUAUAUGGAACGAAUUCUUGAAACUGGACUGACAGAGCAGACAGAAUGUGCAAUGAGCACGGUUUUUAUUGAUAAGACUGAAAUAGAAGAAGAUGGGCAAUUGAGAAUUCAUGUUUAUAUAAAGAAUCGUGCGAACAUGACGCUGACAAACAUUGCAGUGAGAUUGUCAUUUUUAAAAUCUGACUCAAAAACGCCUACUGUAAAUUUCAAUACGGGACCAUCUUGGUCGGCAGGGGUCGCCAGUUUGAAUGGUCUUGGAACAUUUGAAACUGGAUCUUCAUUUGAAAUUCAUUGGACAAGAAUAUUAAGUGCACCAAGGAGACUAACCACUGUGGCAAAGUAUCAGCCAAUCGUUGUGUUCUCCUUCUCCAUAAUGGGACGUUUAACCCAACAAAAACUGUUUGCCCCUGAGAUUUCGGUGAUUCCGAAGAAAACGAUUCGAGCUAUCAAUAUCAUAAAAGACGAUUUGUCACCAAAAGCUGGAACCAACUUUUCCAUAAUCAGUGCCAUCAUUAAUCAUGGAUACACUCCACUAAAAAAUGUUGAAAUCAUUAUGGAUGAUUUGAAGCAUGAAGGAUCAGUGACACCAAGACUCGAUGAAAUUUUUGUGAAUGGAAAAGAAACACAGAAGACGUUGACGCCAAAGUUUUUGACAAUUCCAAGUGGAUCCACACAGAUUAUUCGUUUAAUUCUAAAAGAUAGAGAUGAUGGAAUUGUUACAAUAUCCUCUAUGAAUCUCACAUGUUUGGAAAACGAGAAACUUUUGCCAUUAGAGACAACUGAAACAUAUGCAAUCCGUGCCGUUGGAAUUUCAGAUUUUGGAAUGCUUCUAGCAACUCCAAAUCAAUCAGCACCUUUAUUUUUCUUCCGACCAACUGCUGCGCAAAUGGUUAAUGUCAUUAAAUUAGAAUUUUUAUCAAUACAACAGAUCAACUCCACAGAUUCAAAUAGGAAAAGCUUCGUCGCUGCAUUCCGGAACCCAGAGUCUUCAAGUUUCGGCGGCGCACUAUGGGCUCGAAUGCCAGUCCCCGAAGUGAAUGCUAUGAACAAAUUGAUUUCAAUAGUCGACAGAGGUGGCCCAAGACCAAGGGAACUUCAAGCCGUUGAGUGGACUUCGGAGGAAAAUAACAAUGAAAUGCUCAAUUGGAUUGAUCCAGGACCAGUAAGCUCUGCUCAGCAAAUGUUCUAUGAACUUCAAUUUUCCAAUCCCGAUGCCUCAACUCCAGAAGAUGAGAACCCACAGUUUGACCAACUUCAGUUCAGAAUCGAAAUUCCUCAAACCAACAUUGCACCAGAAACAGAAAUUGGACAGAUUGAAGCUACAUCGCCAGAAGAUCUCACAUACUUCCUGUAUACACCAGAUAACAAUAGAAGAUUCUCUGUGGAUUCUGAGAACGGAAGAAUAUUCUACGAUUCCGAUGAUCCACUGAGCAAUGAACAAGAAUACUGCGUAGUCUUGGAAGCCCGGGAUCCUCAGGGAAGAUCUACAAGGGUUCCCGUCGCAAUCAAUAAUGGAGGCCAACGUCGAGAUUGUAUGCUAUUCAGCACUAAUAAUCUGACACCAAUGAUUCACUUCGGAGAUUAUAUUCCAGCUCCGACAAUACUAACGCCGAGAACAUUUUUGUUCACUACUACACAACCAACUUCCCGGGUCACACCCGAUACUACAAGAAUCACAGAUUUUUAUACGAGAACAACAUCCUCUGGAACUACAUCGGAAACUUCAACUAGUACGAGCUCCCAAACCGUUUCUGAAACAGAUGGAACGACGUCAAUGUUUCAAACAUCAGAGCCUUCAACAUGGCAGACGUCAAAUGAGCCCACUUCCGAGCCUACUACAGUACCCUUAGAAACAUCUACUUGGCAAAACACGGAUGGUACAUCGAUGGAACCUACAUCGGUGACACCAGAGGAAGGACAGACGACGUCUCCUACAGCUACCACAUUGACAUUUGUAGAUUCCACUCUUGAAACAGUUACCACAACUGAAGCGACGACUACUUCUGAAGGCACGACUUCCCAAGAAGAUUUCGGAACAACCUCUAUGACAACAUCGGAAUCUGAAGGAACAUCUCCGGAGUAUAUCACGUCAGAAGCCACUUUAGAACCUAUCACAUCGACUGUAGAGUCAACCACAACAAUAAUGAUCUCUACCAUAUCAGAAUUAAUUUCUACGUCUGAUUACACAACACAAAGUUCCGAUUCCACUUCAAUGGAACCUAUAAUGUCAUCAACAUCAACUUUUGAAUCUUCCGCGUUCCCAACACCCGAUGGGUUUACUUUAGAGCCAAUCACAACAACUAUGACUACUGAAUACCCAGACGGAACAACUAUGACUUCUCCAGAUGCUACUCUUCCGAUUCUCACGACAACAUCAAGUGAAUAUUAUACAUCAACACAGGAAUCAAUAGCUUCUUCAACUUCUGAAGUAACAAUCAUUCUUCCAACAGAUUCCACCACGUUUUUGACACCUCCGCCUAGCACAACCACGGAGCUUAUUUACACAGUAUCUUCUGAUGGAACACUGGAGCCCAUAACAUCUGCUCCAACAACAAUAGGCUCAUCAUCGGAAGGACCAACAACAGCAACAUCUACUGAGCCCAUUUACACUGCCAGCCCGGACACUUCUCCUGAAACAGAAGCAACAAUUGGGCCACCAAUUCGGAUAUCUACAGUUGGAGGUGGAGAUACAUAUGUUACAUCAACUCCUGGACAAGGAUCUACAGUUACCACUCAGAGUCCAAUAGAUGAUACUGAUCUGGAGUGUGCUUCAACCACUGCCGCGUUAUCUGCAUAUUCGAAAAUCAUAUGCGAUAUUCAAGCUAUUUCACGACGCAGACAACGAUCUCAAACUUCUUUUUAAUUUUAUUAGUCGACUCCCUGUUUAUCUUUCAAAGAUUUGAAUUUGCGGGUUUAUCUAUUGAUUUUAAUAAAUGUUUAAUUUUUUUAC